CGAACAUUCUUCUCUCUCUUAUACAACUACUUUUCAAAAACCACUGGCGUAAAUUCCCGAACAAAUGAAAAACCCUGAACACCAAACACAAACACCAACUAUAAAAACAGAACUCAACACCCUCAGUUUCUGACAGCAUCAACUAACUAUGGAAAAGACACGCACUGUCGGAGUAGCCAUGGAUUUUUCUCCCACUAGCAAGGUAGCACUUCGUUGGGCCCUUGAUAAUCUCAUCAACAAAGGUGAUCAAAUCAUCUUGAUCAACGUUCAGCCUCCCCAAGCUCAUCACACCAGAAAGGAGCUUUUUGAGGACACUGGUUCACCAGCUUUGGUGCCUUUGGAGGAACUGAGGGAGUUGAAUUUUACUAAGCAGUAUGGGAUUGCAAGGGAUGCUGAGGUCAUAGAUCUGCUUGAUACUGCCUGGAAGACAAAAGGGGUAAAAGCAGUGGCAAAGGUGUACUGGGGAGAUCCAAGGGAGAAAUUGUGUGAUGCUGUGGAAGAUCUUCACCUUGACUCUUUGGUUAUUGGAAGCAGAGGUUUGGGUCCCAUUAAAAGGGUGUUGCUGGGCAGUGUAAGCAAGCAUGUCAUGACAAAUGCCUCUUGCCCUGUCACUGUGGUUAAGGCAAAACAAUCUUCAUAUUCCCGUCAUUGAAUCCCUUAAUGAUGAUAAUCACUUAAAUAGUAUACAUGCGUCUAUAUGGAGAAUCAAAAACACUGUGUUGUUAUUGUUCAAAAUGAUUGUCAUUUUGGCCAUGUUGUGCUUUUUGUGUACAUAUCUUAUAAUGAUGUUAUGUCAUAUAAAUAUUCAGUAUGGUUUGGUUUUUA
Molecule: messenger RNA, 825 nt
Organism: Vigna angularis (adzuki bean)
Lineage: Eukaryota; Viridiplantae; Streptophyta; Magnoliopsida; Fabales; Fabaceae
Product: universal stress protein PHOS32
Exons: 4
Coding region: 149-652 (167 amino acids)
Source: RefSeq, a predicted model, not a curated record